AAACAGCUUGCCGCGAGCCGAACGGCUGAGAUGGGCUGAGCUUGCCCCUGUUGCGCUGUGCUCUGAACGUCAUCUGCGCUACUCGUCAUAAACGUCAUUGCUGAGGUGCUCAUCUGUGUACACGAUGAAAUGCUACGUGGUCGACACGCGGCAGCGCCUGCUGUCGCUUUGAAUGUCUGCGUCGCCCGCCGGCUACCCGAUUACAAUGGCCUGGUGAAGUGCGAGGCCGCUGGGACUCGAAGCCGUUCACUGCCGCCGUCGUCGCAUCGGCAUUAGGUCAGCGGGUGGAUGACGGCUUCAGACAUGGCGUGGUCUUCAUCCCUGAAGAACACUAUCAACCUGGGCAACAGCAUCAUAGGGGUCAGCAUACUCGCCAUGCCCUACUGCUUUGAAAGGUGUGGCAUAGUGUUGAGUUCCUUGCUGCUGUUGGUCAGUGGGCUGCUGACACGCAUGACCUGCCACCUGCUCCUCAAGUCGGCCAUCACAGCUAGGCGUCGUAACUACGAGUUCCUAGCUUUCCACACGUUUGGCCCAACUGGCAAGCUGGUGGUUGAGAUUGGCAUCUUGGGCUUCCUGCUGGGCAGCUGCGUGGCCUUCUUUGUGGUGAUGGGCGACCUGGCCCCUCCUCUGGCCUCGGAUUUCUUCCUGCUCGAGGCAUCCCCGCGGCUGCGGCUGACCGUGCUCCUGUUGCUGGGCACAUGCGUGGGUCUGCCCCUGGGCCUGCUGCGCAACCUGGACAGCCUGACCUCCUUGUCCGCGCUCUCUCUGGGCUUCUACUGCUUGCUCGUGUUCAAGGUGUUUGUGGAGAGCUUCCCGGUGCUGUGGUCGGGUGCCUGGUGGGACCGGGUGGUGUUGUGGCGUCACGAGAACCUGCUGUCCGUGCUGCCUAUCUUUGCCAUGGCCCUCUCCUGUCAGCCGCAGCUUUUUGAAAUCUUCGACACGGUCAACGAGCCAUCCUUGAAGCGCAUGAACUCGGUGGUCAACGGUGCGGUCCAAAUGUGCUCCAUGGUCUACAUCAUGAUGGGCUUCUUUGGGUACGUGGCGUUCUGCGGCAGUGGAGGUCCUCUGCCAGGCAACGUGCUGGUGCGCCUGGGCUCCUCGCUGGCCUCCGAGUUCAUCAAGCUGGGCUUUGUGGCUACCCUGGUGGUGUCCUUCCCGCUCUGCCUGUUCCCCUGCCGCACCAGCCUCCACUCCCUGCUCUUCAAAAGGGCCAACAGCUCUCGUACAUGUCUGAGCCCCUGUGCCCCAGAGCACGAAAAUCUCUUGGCCACGGUCGCUCUGGGGGAACAGCACGAGACGUCGACGCAUGCCGAGCUGGUGGUGCAAGAGCGACCCAAGAUGAGUGAUGUUUUUGCGGCUUUGGGCAGCAAGUUCCACGACCCUUCGUACGACUACAUCCCUGAUGGGCAGUUCCGCAUGCUGACAGUACUGUUGGUGGGAGCCACCCUAGUCACGGCUUGCCUGGUGCCCAACAUCGAGAUUGUGCUGGGCCUGACGGGAUCCACCAUCGGCACACUCAUCUGUGUCAUCAUGCCCGCGCUUGUUUUUACGCGUGUCCAACCGAAAAGCACCAACGAACGCCUGGUUGCCAAAUUCCUGACCUGGGCAGGCCUGUGCAUCAUGAUUGGCUGCACAAUGACCACGCUGAGCCAGAUGCGGCCCCCCGACCGGGGCUCUGCUCCCAGCCACUUCAACCCGGUGGCCGUGGUGGUCUCGAAACCAGCUCCUCUGCUUCCAAAAGAUGUCAAGUUGGCCAAUGCCUCACCUGGACCUGAUCUGGCAAAGCCGCUGUCGCCAAAGGCUGAUGUGGUUCCACCUGCAGCUGCUCUGUCACCCAAGGCCGUACAGCCAGCAACAGUAGCAGAGAAGCGGCUGGAACCACCAGAACCUGUUGAACCCUCCAUUCACAAGGAGGUUGUGGUUCCUCCAUUGGCCAAGCCAGCCCCAGUGGUCGAGCGACCGCCCAAGGACGAGGCCGCUUUGGACCCAGAGGCUUUGAAGAAGGAGGACCGUGAAAUUGCUGCGGCUACGUCGGGCAAGGUUGCAGUGCCCCCUGCUGCUGCUGCUUCCGGUGGUGGACACCAGCCCCCGGGGACCGCUGCCCCUGUCGUGGCAGGCCCCGAAGUGAAGAAGCAGGAGGCCCUCCUCGAGAAGAUUGCCCAGGAGCAGAAGGUGCAGAAAAAGAUGCUGGAAGACCUGCAGCGUGAGCUCAAGCAGGAACUGGCCAAGCACAAGCAAGACAUGCCCCCACAGCCACAGAAAACCAAUGGAACUGUAGAUACUGCAAGAUUGGUUGCUGCACCCGCAAAUGUGGUUGCGCAGUCACCAGUCCAGGACAGGCUCCCCAUGGCCGCACCGGCAGCACCUUUCACCGGUGCAAGACCAGAAGCCCCGAAUGCACCGCAUCCAGCGGUCGCAGGCAGUGCACCGCCUCUCCUGAACCAAGGGAGCCAACUGCGGUCAAAGGGUCCCAUUCAGAACAUUCCGCAGCCGAUCCUGAACCAAGCGCCUCCGCUUUCCGUGCAGGAUGUCCAGCGAUCUCGGCAGGACUCGCAACAACGUCAAGCACAACGCGUAGAACAGAUCGUGAAGGUCCCUUUGUCGGUUGGCGUCCAGCCUGCCGCACAAAACAUUCAUCGUGUUGCUGCGAACCAACAGCUCUCGAAUCCUGCCCUCCCUCCACCACAAGGGAGUAAGAAGGACGAGACUGGCCGAAGUGACCUGCCAGAUGUGAAGCACAUCCGCCAACAGCCCCCUGCGCUAGGUCCAAAAGUUGACAUCCCUCCUUCCCUGUCGCAGGUUCCAAAACAGGGCCCGAUGCACCAACCUCAACUCGGCAUUCAGAAUGUGGUGGUUCAAAAGCAGUCAGUCGUUCCUGCUGCAGAUGCCAUUCCAAAAGCAGAAGAGAACCUUGUCAAACCACUGGACAUCAUCAUGCGUCAUCAAGAUGUCCAACAGCCAUUGCAGCAGAAGCUUCCCAUUGUCCCUGAAAGCAAACCGAGCCUAGUGCAGCAGCAACCUAAGCCCAUUCUACAGCAGGUUCCACAAGAGCUUCCAGCAGUCGCUAGCAGUUUCGCCAAGCAGCCUGUACAUGUCGGCGUUGAAGCUCCCGUGAAGUCACUUGGCAAGCCUUUGGAAGUGAAAGAUAAAGCGAUCCCAGCACGCCAGGAGCUGGACAACCGGCCACUCGUUCGCAAAAUGUCUAAAGAUGUUAAACGAGAGGCACCGAUAGAUGUUGACAAUUUUAAUAUUGCCGAAGCAGCCAGUGCAGCUGCAUCCAAAAAGGCCCCAGUUACUGUUGUGCCCACUGCUUUGCCACUGGCAGCCAGCGACAAAGACGUUCCUGCUGUCGAGGUGAAAGCGGCAGCCAUCAGUGACGUUCCAGUGAAAGUGCUUUCCCAGGACAGCAUUUCUCCAAGUCUUCCAAGUCGCCUGCAGGCGGAUGUGGUGCUAGCUAAGCAUGAGAUUAGGAAAUGAAUGCGAGGAUCUGUGUGCACCAUGUUGUGCAGAAACAAAACUGGGCAUUUACAGUGUGCUUGUGAAGGUGACAUGCGUCAGUGCUGUGCACUGUGAACUGUUGUGUUCUUACCAGAGUAUAAUAAUAUAUUCUCGUUUUAUAUUGUAAUAAAUGCACUAUUUUUAGUCACCAUGUGA
Molecule: messenger RNA, 3654 nt
Organism: Dermacentor albipictus
Lineage: Eukaryota; Metazoa; Arthropoda; Arachnida; Ixodida; Ixodidae
Product: putative sodium-coupled neutral amino acid transporter 10
Biological process (GO): amino acid transmembrane transport
Molecular function (GO): L-amino acid transmembrane transporter activity
Source: RefSeq, a predicted model, not a curated record